AUGAAGCACCAUUUGAUGAUCGGUACCUGGACUGCGCCCGGUCGCAUCUAUACAGUCCAAUUCGACGAUGAAGCUCUCACUCUCGAGCUGGUCAAGAAGACCGAUAUUCCGGAGGCGGAGCCAAUCUCAUGGAUGACCUUCUCCCACGAUAAGAAGGCCAUUUAUGGAGCCGCUAUGAAGAAGUGGAACAGCUUCGCCGUGAACAGCCCAACUGAGAUUGUUCACCAAGUGUCACACCCUGUGGCCGGCCACCCAUUGGCUCCUAGCAGCGAGACUAACACUCGCGCCAUCUUUGUGCUGGCCGCCCACAAGCCGCCGUACAACGUCUAUGGCAAUCCUUUCUACAACCACGCCGGCUACGGCAACGUGUUCUCCGUGAAGUCCGACGGAGCUUUGGAUAGCAACAUCCAAAACUACGAAUAUGUCCCCAACACGGGUAUCCACGGCAUGGUGUUCGACCCGACCGAGACAUACCUCUACUCCGCCGAUCUCACGGCCAACAAGAUUUGGACUCACCUCAAGGACCCCAAGACGGGCGAAUUGUCCCUGGUGGACUGCCUCGAGGCUCCCGACGCCGGCGACCACCCUCGCUGGGUGGAGAUGCACCCCAGCGGCAAGUACCUCUACGCGCUGAUGGAGGCUGGCAACCGCCUGGCAGUCUACGUCAUCGACGAGCGCACUCACAAGCCCGUGUUCACGCACAUUACCUACCCUCUGCUGCCGUCCGGCCUUCCUCCCCGCAACAAGUACCGCGGCGACGUUACUUUCUGCACUCAGAGCGGCGAGUACCUGUUCGCUACUACUCGGUCGAACCACUUUGACGUGACCGGCUACAUUACUGCCUUCAAGCUGGGCCCCCACGGCGAGAUCGAGCGCCAGCUCUUCAUUAACCCCACCUCCACCAGCGGUGGUCACUCGAACGCUGUGAGCCCCUGUGAUUUCACUGACGAGUGGGUGGCAAUUUGCGAUGACCAGCUCGGCUUUGUCGAGAUGUAUCGCUGGCGCGACGAGAAGUUGGCCCGCGUGGCGCGUUGCGAUAUUCCGGAGCAAGGAUUCGGAAUGAACGCCAUUUGGUACGAUUAA
Penicillium olsonii is the source of this 1083-nucleotide messenger RNA. The record is from the annotation of a GenBank genome assembly. Lineage: Eukaryota; Fungi; Ascomycota; Eurotiomycetes; Eurotiales; Aspergillaceae.